Molecule: messenger RNA, 1824 nt
Organism: Hippocampus comes (tiger tail seahorse)
Lineage: Eukaryota; Metazoa; Chordata; Actinopteri; Syngnathiformes; Syngnathidae
Product: carboxyl-terminal PDZ ligand of neuronal nitric oxide synthase protein-like
Exons: 6
Coding region: 323-1429 (368 amino acids)
Molecular function (GO): nitric-oxide synthase binding
Source: RefSeq, a predicted model, not a curated record
AUGACAAAAUGGCCACCGCCUUGGAUGGAUAAAAACGGGUGGAUUUUGCUGCUCAAUUCAUAUUCCAGAAACACAGUACGGUAUUAAUCAGAAUACUAGUGGGGCUACAUAGAACAUAUUAUUUGUAAAGAUCAUUUUUUUAACUUGACUACCCCUUUAAGACGUGAACGAAAGCCCACACACUCUUUUUUUUUCUGCCACCAGGAUUUUUUACGUUUCCCAUGAUGCACAAGACCUGAAGAUCUUCAGUUACAUCGCAAGAGAUGGAGAAAGCAAUAGCUUCCGCUGCAAUGUCUUCAAGUCCAAGAGGAAGUCUCAGGCCAUGCGGAUUGUGCGGACAGUAGGUCAAGCGUUCGACGUGUGUCACCAGCUGACCUUGCAGACUCAAACAGAUGACCAGGAGGAUGACGAGGGGAAGGAGGAGGAGCCUGAUGCCACGCCAGCCAACAAGAGGUUUGCAUCGUCAGAGGAGACCGACCUUGAAGCCACAACAGAGGAGAGUAUCGAGUGCAACACUUCAUCAGACCCGGAGAGGAACAAAAAGGUCCUUGGUAAUAAUGGGAAGGGCUCCAAAGGUGGCUCUCUUCUCCUCAACUCCCCGGCCAGGAAAGCUUCUGGAGCGGGCGAGCCGGCUGCAGAUGCACCCUGCGGUUCAGAACACCAGCUACAACUGUUGCAGAAACAGUUACAGCAGCAGGAGCAACAGGCACUGGCGGCUUCGGCUCAGGUCCAUGUGCUUCGGGGCCAGCUGAAUGUGGAGGUUUGUGCUCGAAGCGAGGCCCAGACGAGAGUUCAGAGGCUGCUGCAGCAGAACACUGAUUUGCUGCAACACAUUUCCCUUCUGGUCAAACAGAUCCAGGAACUGGAGCUUAAAGCUGCUGGACAUUUAACAUCUAUGGGCUCCCAGGACAGUCUUCUGGAGAUCACUUUUCGUGCACGACCCCCCAGCACGCCCAGCGAGCCACUCACACCAUCUCCCUCGACAGGCCCCUUAGCUUCUGCAUCCCAGCAGCAGAUCAGCGACGGCGCUUGGCUCCCCUUCCUCCCGGGGUCCUGCCCCUCAAGCACCGCAGGUGCAGAAAGCAACCUCGGCGGCAACGCAGUCCGUCUGGAGUGUUUCCGGUUCUCCUCGCGAGGUCCCGACGGCCAGGAGCAAGGGCGAGCGACGGGUGGGACGGGCGACACGCCCAGCGACGAGGCUCUCGAUGACAGCUCGCCGAUGGGCGAGCAGGUGCUGGGGGCUCUGGAGCUGCUACGGUUUAGGGAGUCGGGAAUCGGAUCGGAGUAUGAAUCCAACACAGAUGAAAGUGAUGAUCGGGACAGUUGGGGGCACGGGGAGGGGGCCGGACUGGACGCUGCCACUCGACUUUUCCAUGUGUUGAAUACGGAGAGUUUGCCCGACUGUUUAGGAGACGAGAUGGCUGUGUAGAAGGGGGAGGCACCAACACUGCACACACGCGUCAUCCUGCAGAUGUGAAAAUCAUAAUAAACUGCAUCGCCCAAUUUUCAGACCGUUUCGGUCCAGCCAGCCGGUCAGCGCUCCUUGCACUUGAUGCUGAAAGUCAAAUUCUGAUAUUUCACAUUUGGUGAAGCAGAAAGAUGGCAUUGCUUUUAGUGACUAACGAAAUGUCUGAAAUUGUGAACGUGAUGGCAAAUCAGGCUUGAAAUCACAUUUCUAACUCAUGCAUGUUGAAUAAUAAAUGUUGUAGCAAGAACGAUAAUGUCCAAACCUCGGCAAAAAUGCUAAUGCAAAAAAAAAAAAAAAAAAGUUCUUUCUUUGUUUUAAGCAAGGUUUUUUGGCUGAAACAUUAAAGGAUUGUCUUU